AUGAUAGAGAAGCGUGGUGUUGUUGUACAGAGAACACGCAAACCGCGCGGGGCUGUCGCAAGUCGGAUCCCAAAUAAUAAUAAGCGCCUCGUGGCGGUUAAUCAAAGAGGUGUCUUUGCUCGUGGAGAGAUGACGAUGACGCUGCGGAUCGGAUCAGUUCCGUUCAACUCGUGGGCGCAGGGAAGCGCAGUUUUGCAUGGUCAGCCUCCGGGACAUGGGAUCGUGCAUGAGGUCGAGGAAGAAGACAAAGAAGAGAAAGAGACGAGAGAAACGGAGAGGAGGGAGGGAGAGAGAGAAUGGCAGAGAAACGGAAUGGAAUAUGAUCCAGCAGAGAUGCAAGACGACCAAUCGGGACAGGCGAGAGUUAUUCUCGACCGUCACAUGAAGUGGAGAUCGCCAGGCAACCAGCGCAGGAAUUUGACGUGGGAUAAUAAGACGAUGACAGGAUCGAAGGAAAAGAACAAAAGAGACAAAAAGAAACGAAAUAACGGACGGAGACGAGAGGUGGAUGAGGAAAAGGGAGAAAUGAGGUUGAAGAUAUGA
Molecule: messenger RNA, 543 nt
Organism: Aspergillus wentii DTO 134E9
Lineage: Eukaryota; Fungi; Ascomycota; Eurotiomycetes; Eurotiales; Aspergillaceae
Exons: 3
Coding region: 1-543 (180 amino acids)
Source: RefSeq, a predicted model, not a curated record